AGUUUGUCUGUGCUUCCUCAUUGGCUGAACGGGAUGGGCACGCAGAUUCGGACAACGCUAGAUCCGAACUUCCAAGAAGAGCUGGACCAGUCUCCACUAGCGCCUGAUGAUAUCAGCAGGGCCGUAGCGAUGUUUGUGGAGGAACGGGUUUUCACGUUACAGCAGCUCGGCCGACUGCCAGAGAAGGAGUUCGAGGGGCUCAUGAACGAGCAACAGCCGAGACUACAAAGGGGAAUCAAAGUGAUCCUGAAAGACCUUUGGUUGAGCUGGCAUAAAUGGGCCGAGCAGAAGCUGAAGGAAGAGGAGCUUGCACAGAAAGAGCGCAUAAGGGAGGAGGAAAAGUUGAAGAGGCUGAAAGAGAAGGAGGAGAUGAAGUUACAAGCAGCUGAUAUGAAGAGAAGAAUGCAGGAAGAGGCACGUCAACAGAAGCAGCUGGAGAGAGAGCGGCUCAGAGAGCAGGAGCGGCUGGCAAGGGAGAAGGCCAGGGUAGAGGAAAAGUUGGCACGGCAAGCUGCUAAGGAGAAAGCAAAGGAAGAGGAAAGACUGAGGAAGGAAGAGGAGAAAAAUCGGAAGCAAAAAGAGAGGGCGAGUUCUGUGAAGGGCCAAGGAAGGAAUGCUUCGGUUGCCUCAUCGGGAGGGGGCCGGCGGCAGAGCUUCAUCUCUUCGUUUCUCAUCGUCGCUGAUGGAGACGUGGCCUCUUCUGGGAAGGACUCGGGCCCGACUGCGAAGAUUGAGGAGGUUGUCGGGUGUGCUGAACCAAGCUUGGAGGGCUGGAAAGGUUAUUGGAGAAAAGCGAGGAGAAAAUUCAACGGGAUGGAGUGGGAGAAAUGGCAUUCUCGUCGCUUUGUAUCGGCGAGGAAGAGUGGUGGCGAAGGAUCGCAGACUGCUAUUGAGGAGGCGAAUGAUUUGCGACUUGCCCACGAGCGUUACUCAGGCGCGGGCAAAUCGGCGGAGUCGAGGGAGCGGUAUGGCGGGAGAAGGAAACCUCGGUGUGUGCUUGUGGACCUGGACGAACGGGAAAGGCCGCCUGUGCAGCUGAUUAUGAGCUGCGAGUCUAAGGCUGUAUCAGGGCGCCAUCCAUUUGGGAAAGACGCUGCUAUUGAUUAUGAGAUGGAUAGCGACGCUGAGUGGGCAGAGCUGGCUGAAGGGGAGGACUUGGGAGAGGAUGAUGACGUUAGUGAAGACGAGGAGACGGCGAGUGACGCUGAUUCGUGUGUGGUUUCUGAUGGGAAACUGAGUGCUGAUGAGAUGUCGGAGGACGAGGAGUGUGCUGCGGCAGAGAGGGAAUUAAUAAAAAAGAAAACAAAAAAGCGUCGGUCCGCGGACGUCUUGGCGACGGUUUGCAUAUCCCUCGGGGAAAUUGAUGGCUUAGAGUGGCCUCCUCCUGGUGGUGCUUCUGCUGUCCUUACGUCACUCCGCGAGACGGUAAUUAGCGACUUUACAGUUGACACGCUUGAUCAAAGUUUGCUGGACGCCCCCGGGGAAGACGAUCCAAAGCCAACUGCCCAGUCAGCAGCGUCGAGCCAGCGAGGACCUCAGCAGGGUGGAGGUGUUUCGGGAGAAGGGCCGAUGAGAUCCCCGUCGGGCAGCGAUACUGGACGACCUAGUGACUCCGAUGCAAACGGCGGAGCGAAGUCUCACCAGCAGCGAAAAAAGGUCUGGACUGACGUCAAGCUGAGGCGAAAGUUGGCCAAAUUUGUGCACGCAAGCGCAAUGUCGUUGGGGAAGCUGAAGCAAGGCUUUGAGGAGCAACACCCACAGUGCGCUGGCUGUGGUACGGCAGCGCAGAUCAAACGAGUCGCCAAGUAUGAACGACGCGGCGCGAACUCUUGCAUGGCUUGGUGGAUAACCGAGGAGGCGAUUAAAGAACUGAAACUUCAACCGAAGACUAUGGAGAAUCUGGCUGAGAAAAGGAGUUGGUCACUGACUCGGAAUGGGCCUGGGACUCGAAAGCGCCGUUUGAAGCCGGAGCAACCGCCUCCUCCGACCAACCGAGAGACAGCUAAUUCGAGGAGUGGUGAAGGGGACGAUGAAUCUGCAGGAGCCGGUGGGAGUGGAAGUGAUGGUGAUGGCUGUGGAGGAGUUUCUGAUGGGAAUAAGCAAGAUGCUAAGCGAAUGCGACGAAUCACUGACUACUUCCCGGUGCAGCCUCCUCCUGUUGUUGUAAAGGAGACCUCAGAGGAGGCUGUGCCGAAUUGUCCAGUUCAGGAUAAUAUUGCUACUGCUACUACUACGCCUCCCGUGGAAGGGCCUCAGCUGUCGACAGUAGAAGCUGAGCCACUGUGAUGCUGUAAUUGAUUCGGAGCGUCUGCUCAAGAGAGUGUAUGAACUCGCUUGAGGAGAUGCUCGCCCGUACGUUAUGACUAGUGCUAUGCUAAUUGUACCUAUUUCUAACGUAGGAAA
Perkinsus marinus ATCC 50983 is the source of this 2403-nucleotide messenger RNA. Its product is annotated as liver stage antigen-1, putative. The transcript is spliced from 24 exons. The coding region runs from base 34 to 2286 and encodes 750 amino acids. NCBI's taxonomy places the organism in Eukaryota, Perkinsozoa, Perkinsida, Perkinsidae. The record is from RefSeq and is a predicted model, not a curated record. Gene Ontology annotation, biological process: nucleosome assembly. Gene Ontology annotation, cellular component: nucleus; CAF-1 complex.